Alnus glutinosa is the source of this 1612-nucleotide messenger RNA. RefSeq lists its product as uncharacterized. Gene Ontology annotation, molecular function: protein binding. The record is from RefSeq and is a predicted model, not a curated record. Lineage: Eukaryota; Viridiplantae; Streptophyta; Magnoliopsida; Fagales; Betulaceae. The coding region runs from base 98 to 1390 and encodes 430 amino acids. Gene Ontology annotation, cellular component: mitochondrion. The transcript has 12 exons.
AAAAAAAAAAAAAAAAAAACAUAGAAAAAUAUUGUUCCGAAUUUACCCCUGGGAAAACCCCUUCCACAGUGCCCACUCGCUGCAGGGUUUUGCAGUGAUGAUGAUUCGCGUCGCAGUUAAUCUCUCUAGAGCGGCGACCUCCGCCGCAAGAUCCGCCAGUCUGGGUCUGAAUUCAUCUAGACCCUGCGGUCCCUCUUUGUUAUCACCACCACCGUUCAGAUCGCUUCACGAUGCGAACCCGGUCGCUCUUCAGAUGAUCAAUUACGCCCUCUCCCAUGCCAGGUCACAAAAAUCAGAUGAAUCUUACGCGCAAGGUCUUCUGGUACUGGAGCAGUGCCUUUCCACUCAGCCAAGUGAGGGCCAAGACGCUGAGAAUUCAAGGGGAUUAGUCUUGCUGGCCAUGUCUACCUUAUUCUCUGAAAGAGGGAAUUUUGGUGAAGCAGUUGAGAGACUUCAGAGAAUCGAAGAUUUAAAGCACUCUUAUUUAGGUGUUAGAGUUGCUGCAUUGGAAGCUCUUGUUGGGCUUCAUCUAGAGCUGGGGCAGGAUGAUUCUUCAUCAGUGAUCGCAGAUAAAUGCUUAGAACUAGUUGAGAAAGAAGAUGCAAUAGGUGGUGUUGGAAACCCUGUGGUCUUGAGUGCUUGUGCUAAAGCGGCCAAAGGGAUGGUUGAACUUGUCCGUGGAAAUCUGAAAUUAGCCAUUAUAUGUUUGCAAGGAUUUAAGGAAAGUGAAGGAAUUACUGGUAGUGUUGGUCUAUCAAUUGGAGAACUCUUGCAUGCUACACAGAGUUUUUCAUUGGCAAAAGAGGCAUACCAAAAAGUAAUUCAAAGGGCGUCUGAGAAUAAAGAUUUUAGCGACUUAAAUGCCUUAGCAGCUUGUAAUAUGUCAUCAGAGGAAAUAUUGUUGGCAGCCACGUGUGCAUUAGGACAGCUUGAGGCACACAUGGGAAACUUCGGUGAUGCAGAGGAGAUAUUAACAAGGGCGUUAUCUAAAACAGAGGAACAUUUUGGCCCUCAUCACCCAAAAGUUGGUGUUGUCUUAACCUGCAUGGCUCUUAUGUUUAGGCGUAAAGCAAUGCAGGAGCGUUCAAGUUCUCUUUUGAUUCAAGAGGGACUAUAUAGAAAGGCAUUAGAGUUGUUGAAAGCUCCACUAGUGGAUACAGAUGAUACAGGAGCAAAGGUAGAUAAAACUGAUAUAGUGGCCCUUGCAAGAGGUGGGUAUGCAGAAGUACUCUGCGUCCAACAGAACAGAAAGGUUCAAGGAGAGAAAAUGAAGAGUUGGGCUGAGGCUGCAUGGCGGAACCGCAGGCUCUCCCUCGCCGAGGCACUAGAAAUAUCAGACCCUUCUUUCAAAGUGCCAGUUAUAGAUGCUCGAACCUGCAGGACCAUAUAGGUGUUUUUUUCUUCCCAGGUUCUGCAGCAGGAGUUCACUGUUCAUGUUCUUGAUACAUGACAAAGGAGUGUCUCCAAACCAAUGUACACACGACCUUUGAUCCAUGUGAGACAAAUCCCUCGGAAAUAAAUUUUGUUUUGAAAUGAAAUAGUUUCUGACUCUGAUAUCCAAAGUGCACCCUCGGAACUUGUUUGUCUUAAUUGAUAAGAACCAAUUCAUCAA